CUUCUCGCUACCACCAUCUUGGCGUUAGCGCCUCCCAUUCGAAAAGCCUCGUCUCAGCAACCUUAGCUCUUCAUCGAAGCUAAAUCUUAAAUAAAACACUCGUCGUACUUGGUAUUCCUCACUUCGGUCAUGACUCGGUUACUUGCGGACCCUACCCUGGCGCAAUGUCCAGAUUUUACCUCUGUCAUUUUCAAUACCAGUCGUGCACCUCUCCUGAGUCCCACCAUCGACGACGCUCAAGCGGCUGCCAUGCUUCGCACUAUCUGGCUAGCCACCAACACGGUUCUCACUAAACAGUGGCAGCGCCAGCUAGACUCUGACGCCCGAGAUGUCGCCGAACAGCAGCGUCUCCUCACUGAAGAUGAAGCCCAGCGUCUCGCGGCUCAAAAAGUCCAAGAUGCUCUCUUUACCGAAGAAGAGAGGAAGAAGAACUGGAUCCACCACAUCCCCAUUCCUGAUCGUCCUCGUCCCACUCGUGCAGCCGAAUCCAUCCUUGUUGCGGACUAUGCCUUGCGCAAGCUCGACAAAGCCCAGUUUGUCGAGCUGUAUUACUGGACUAACAAAGGUCUUUCAAAUGCUCGUUCAGCCUUUCACACCUUCGACGAUGACACCAUGUUACCCGCUGCCGCAGCAGACGGCUCCACUGUCUGUACCGCAGCCGGUGUCAUCGCAGACCAUCUCCUCACUCCCCUCGACUUCUCGAGGGCUGUUCCUCGUUUCAUUGCCUCGCUUGAACAGCGAGGCUGGGUUGCUUCACGCGUUCGCAUGUUGGCACAAUUUUUCGGGGGGCUGAUGCUGCACCACUACUGGACAUCGGACAAUCAAUUCGAGCAGCGGGCCCUUCUCGUGUAUCAAGAGGAGCAACGCCGAGCUUGGCAUCAGGCCAUUUUGCAACCGGCUGGAGCCUGGAACAUUUCCAUUCUCGAUGAGACGGAGAUUUCUCGGUGUUUCGAUCGCAUCUAUCACGCAGAGCGUGUGCGCAUUGACCAUGAUUUCGACUUAAAGGUUAGUCCUUUGCAUUUUUUCUGAUGAACAAUCACUGAUCUUCCUUCCUUGUGUUCUCUCUCGUGUUAACGGUAUCCUACUGGCGUUUUUUGUGUCUACUGUGUUGUCAUCUAUGUAAUGGGUGUUAUGAUAUGCGUUUUGUCUUGCGUCUAUGCAAUAUGCGGUUCCCUCUGCGCGUUUUGUGUGAUCUGUUUGGUCCUUUGCUGCGCUACUUGCGUUCGCAUGGCCCUCAGCGGUUUCAACGUCUAUCCUCUCGCUCGUCCCACGACGAUUCUGCAUCUAGUCGCAGGGGGCAUAGUCUGGCGUGAUGUAUGAAAAGCGGGAGGGACGCUAAACAAAGAUAGUAAUCUCAGUAUCUUUGAUAGAACUAGUUUUACUAUGUGACAAGUACCUAAACGAAGAUAGUACUAAAUCUUUUGUGAGCUCGUUGUAAACUAAAUAGAAUUUUGACAUACGCACAUC
Molecule: messenger RNA, 1467 nt
Organism: Suillus discolor
Lineage: Eukaryota; Fungi; Basidiomycota; Agaricomycetes; Boletales; Suillaceae
Exons: 1
Coding region: 130-1029 (299 amino acids)
Source: RefSeq, a predicted model, not a curated record